Aegilops tauschii subsp. strangulata is the source of this 477-nucleotide messenger RNA. The record is from RefSeq and is a predicted model, not a curated record. NCBI's taxonomy places the organism in Eukaryota, Viridiplantae, Streptophyta, Magnoliopsida, Poales, Poaceae.
AUGGAAGGGGGGAGUAAUGCUCACGGGACGGCGGGCGAGCCCAACGCCAAUGCUUAUCAACAGAACGAGGAUGCUGCCAGCGCCAGCAAGUUGCCGCUGGUGGUGCCGGCGCCGGAGAAGGAGGAGGAGCACAGCGACGGCGGGCCGAUGACCCCGGGCGCCCCCGCGGGCGUGCCGCGCGGGUGCUGCGCGGUGUACGUGGGCGCGGAGCGGCGGCGGUUCGUGGUGCCGACGUCGUACCUGGGCAACCCUGUGUUCCGGCGGCUGCUGGAGAAGGCCGAGGAGGAGUUCGAGUUCGUUUACGUGGGCGGCGCGCUCACCAUCCCCUGCGACACGGAGUCCUUCAAGUACAUCCUCGCCGUCAUGGAGCGGCACCGGAAGGGCCUCGUCGUCGUCGACCACGAAGGGAAUACCACGGAGACGCCCAAGGCGGCAGCAGGUGGAUCAUCAUCAUCAUCGCCGGGUAAUCCGGAAUGA